Messenger RNA from Helobdella robusta, 450 nucleotides. RefSeq lists its product as hypothetical. The record is from RefSeq and is a predicted model, not a curated record. The coding region runs from base 1 to 450 and encodes 149 amino acids. NCBI's taxonomy places the organism in Eukaryota, Metazoa, Annelida, Clitellata, Rhynchobdellida, Glossiphoniidae. The transcript has 4 exons.
AUGGUCGCAGAACAAUAUGGUCACCGAACAAUAUGGUCGCCGAACAAUAAAGUCGCAAAACACAAAGGUCGCCGAACACAAAGAUCGCAGAACACAAAGAUCGCAGAACACAAAAGCCGCAUGAUAGGGAGAGUGUUACAAAUUUCUUCGAUGCAGCUGCUGAGAAUCUACCUGCCACGAGCAACGCAGUUGGGUUGGUAUCGCCGAUUCAAUGAAGUAGUUGGAGCACAUCAUCCAACUAUAUGGAAACUAAUUGAUAGCUCGAGAACUGGGCAGAGGUUCAAUCAGGCACCUAUCGAACACUUCAUUCAAAAACAUCGUUUUGUGGACCGUGCUUUCGAAUCCUGUACAAAAUACAAAUCACCUUAUAUCCUAGCACGUGAUACACAUUUCCCAUCAGAUGCCUUACGGGAUGAAAAGAGCAGCAUCUAUUUAUAUCAGCCUCUCUAG